This is a messenger RNA of Pipistrellus nathusii (Nathusius's pipistrelle), 1356 nucleotides long. Lineage: Eukaryota; Metazoa; Chordata; Mammalia; Chiroptera; Vespertilionidae. The record is from the annotation of a GenBank genome assembly.
AUGGGGGAACCCCGGGCUGGGGCCCCCCUGGACGAUGGCAGCGCCUGGACAGGAAGCGAGGAAGGAAGUGAGGAGGGCACCGGAGGCAGCGAGGGGGCUGGGGGAGACGGGGGUCCGGAUGCAGAGGGUGUCUGGAGUCCAGACAUCGAGCAGAGUUUCCAGGAGGCGCUGGCCAUCUACCCACCCUGUGGCCGGCGGAAAAUCAUCCUGUCCGAUGAAGGCAAGAUGUAUGGUCGGAAUGAGCUGAUUGCCCGUUACAUCAAGCUGAGAACAGGGAAGACCCGCACUCGCAAACAGGUCUCUAGUCACAUCCAGGUCUUGGCCCGAAGGAAAUCGAGGGAAAUCCAGUCCAAACUCAAGGCUCUGAAUGUGGACCAGGUGUCCAAGGAUAAGGCUUUCCAGACCAUGGCCACCAUGUCCUCCGCCCAGCUCAUCUCAGCACCUUCCCUGCAGGCCAAACUGGGCCCCGCUGGUCCUCAGGCCUCUGAGCUUUUCCAGUUUUGGUCAGGGGGCUCUGGGACCCCCUGGAAUGUUCCAGACGUGAAGCCCUUCUCGCAGACACCGUUCCCCUUGUCACUGACGCCCCCAUCUACUGACCUCCCAGGGUACGAGCCCCCCCAAGCCCUCUCACCCCCUGCCCUGCCCCCACCUGCCCCGUCACCCCCAGCCUGGCAGGCUCGGGCCCUGGGCACUGCCCGGUUACAGCUGGUGGAAUUCUCGGCCUUUGUGGAACCCCCGGAUGCAGUUGACUCUUACCAGAGGCACCUGUUCGUACACAUCAGCCAGCACUGCCCGAGCCCCGGGGCGCCGCCGCUGGAGAGCGUGGAUGUCCGGCAGAUCUACGACAAGUUCCCCGAGAAGAAGGGGGGUCUGCGGGAGCUGUACGACCGUGGACCCCCUCACGCCUUCUUCCUGGUCAAGUUCUGGGCGGACCUGAACUGGGGCCCGAGUGGUGAGGAGGUGGGGGCCGCGGGCAGCAGCGGAGGCUUCUAUGGCGUGAGCAGCCAGUACGAGAGCCUGGAGCACAUGACCCUCACCUGCUCCUCCAAGGUCUGCUCCUUCGGCAAGCAGGUGGUGGAGAAAGUGGAGACGGAGCGCCCCCAGUUGGAGGACGGGAGGUUCGUGUACCGCCUGCUGCGCUCGCCCAUGUGCGAGUACCUGGUGAACUUCCUGCACAAGCUGCGGCAGCUGCCUGAGCGUUACAUGAUGAACAGCGUGCUGGAGAACUUCACCAUCCUCCAGGUGGUGACAAACCGAGACACGCAGGAGCUGCUGCUCUGCACGGCCUACGUCUUCGAGGUCUCCACCAGCGAGCGGGGCGCCCAGCACCACAUCUACCGCCUGGUCAGGGACUGA